Molecule: messenger RNA, 2361 nt
Organism: Prosopis cineraria
Lineage: Eukaryota; Viridiplantae; Streptophyta; Magnoliopsida; Fabales; Fabaceae
Exons: 8
Coding region: 89-2242 (717 amino acids)
Molecular function (GO): protein binding
Source: RefSeq, a predicted model, not a curated record
UUCUACUCAUCCCUAGUUCUUUAAGAUCUGGUUGGUGAAGUCACAAUCUGAUUCAGCUAUUUCUUUGCCAACUGUGUAGGAGACAACAAUGAGUACGGUCGAGCUUAGUGGAGAGGAACAGAAGUUACUUGGUUUUGCCAGGAAUCGCAAGUGGUCAGAAGUGCGUAAAAUGUACAAGAAGAAGGAACUUCGGAGGGUCCAGUUAAUAGAGACAGGAGACACCGUAUUACACAUGGCAGUGUCUAGUGAGGAAGUAAAGGAGGUGGAAAAGAUGGUGGACAUGGUUUGUGGAAGGAGAACUAAUGACAGGGCUAAAAGGUCGCCGCCAUUGUUAACAGUGGAUGAAAAUGGCGAUGACAAGAAGCUUGUCCUAGGGGCCGAGAAUCACAGGAAGGACACUCCUCUGCAUUUAGCAGCUUCAAUGGGGAAUGCUAAAAUGUGUAAGAAGAUCGGUGAGGCAGAACCUUCCUUAAUUGCCAGCCGCAACAUGGCCGGCGAGACACCUCUCUUCCUUGCGGCUCUCUCCGGCAGGAAAAAAGCUUUUCUUUGGCUUCAUUAUCUGUACACGGAGGGCCCCGGAGUUUCUUCAACCGACUUUUCUCACUGUAUAAGGGACAACGAUGACACCAUUCUUCACUGUGCCAUUGCAGAUGGGCAUUUAGAUGUGGCACUCGAAAUAGUUCGCCUUUAUGAGAAAGAGAUGCUGUUCAGGCGCAAUAAUGAUGGGUUGUCUCCACUCCAUCUCUUAGCAACAAUGCCUUCAGCUUUCGAAAGUACUGAUCUCCUUGGUCGAUCUUUCGUUGUUCAACUCAUUUAUCCUUGGUUUUUUAUUGAGAAGAAGAAGCAGGCCACGAAGAAGGAAGAAGUGGCAUCACUACCUGAACCCGAACCAUGGUUCAACUGCCUCGUGAAUGCAUUAUGUGGCUUAUUAGAUUAUUUUGAUCAUGAUGAUGAAGAGGAUGGUGAAAGAACUUUAACCGAGUUAAUCUGGGCUUUAAUUCUGAUGGUCUGUUUGCAAACUCUGCUGAUGGUCUGUUCUUUAAUUCUGAUGGUGCUGGGUUUAAUCUUUCUAUUGCCCCUAUUUAUCCUCAGUCAACCACUUUCAUUAGCAGGAUUCCUAGUGAAAUGGUUCUUUGAGAUACCAAAAAUGAAGGAGAAGCAUACAUGGUCUCUUCAAAUAAUAGAACAAAUUCUGCAGCAUGCUUGCAUUGAUGAUAUGUUAGAAAUGAAACCGAAAAGCCCCUCUGAGACGGCUUCAUCUUCCUCCAACAUAAAAGAGGUCAACGAACCAGGGUCUAGAAUAGUUGAGACACCCUUAGUGAUUGCUGUAAAGAAUGGUGUGGUGGAAAUGGUGGACAAGAUUCUGGAAAAAUUUCCGUUGAUGGUUAAAGAUGUGAAUGAUGAUGAGAAGAAGAACAUAGUUCUACUAGCAGCAGAAAAGAGGCAGACCAAGGUAUAUCAAUUUUUGUGUGAAAAUGAAAACCUUGACAAAAGUUCAUUUAAACAAGUGGAUGAAAACGAAAACACAGCAUUGCACUUGGCAGCCAAGCUUGGGGUCAACCUAAAUUGGCAAACAUCUACCAUGAUUGAGGAAUUCAAGUGGUUUGAGUUUGUGAAAAAAUCAAUGCCUUUUGAUUUUUGGGAGAGGCACAACAAUGAUGGGAAAACCGCCGAAGAAAUCUUUCAAGACAGUUUCAAAGAACAAAUGAAAAGUGACAGAGAGUGGUUAAAUCAAACCUCACAAGCAUGUUCUGUGGUGUCCACCUUGAUUGCCUCGAUGGCCUUUACCAAUGUGGCAGGCAAUUUCGACAACAAGGGAAACUCAAAUAUCCUUAUGAACAAGUUUGGACUCAAACCUUUUCCAAACCCAUCACUUGUCACCCUCACCUUCUCCCUCCUUUCGACCAUCUUCUUCCUAGCCAUACUUGCUUCUCGUUCUCAAUCUGUAACAUUUUGGAGAUACGUUCCUUUCAAGCUUUGCUUUGGUAUGCUCUUCAUGUUUGGAUCCAUCGUUUCUUUGUGGAUAUCUCUCAUGAUCCAUGACCACUCUUUAACAACAUACGCAAUUCUUGGCUCGCCAAUCGCCAUCCUCGUCUUUUUCUCACUACCCAUGUUCAUUGGUCCUAUGAUGAAGUCUAUGUUUACCAAGGUUCCUGCACCAAACCACAGGACCACAAGCGCCAUCCGAUAUCGAAGGACCAGGAAAAAGGAAAAAGGAACAGAUUCGGACCCCCAAAAUUAAUGAGCGCAUGUAUUCUUAUUCAAACAACACAAUCUCAUCGCUUUCAUUUUAAAAGCUUGUGAGUAUGUAAUUUGAUAGUUUCAUUUCCCUUUUGUUUGCAUAUAUGUGUGUAAUAAACA